Manis pentadactyla (Chinese pangolin) is the source of this 3341-nucleotide messenger RNA. RefSeq names its product CDKN2A interacting protein (gene CDKN2AIP). The record is from RefSeq and is a predicted model, not a curated record. Gene Ontology annotation, cellular component: nucleoplasm; nucleolus. The coding region runs from base 138 to 1886 and encodes 582 amino acids. The transcript is spliced from 3 exons. NCBI's taxonomy places the organism in Eukaryota, Metazoa, Chordata, Mammalia, Pholidota, Manidae.
CGCUGCUGUUCGGCGUCCGGAGCGCGCGAGGGGCGUUUUCGGCCGGCCGCCGGUGCAGGCCGCAGUGACAGGGCCCGCGUCCCCGCGUACCCCCCCCCUCCUCCGGUGCGGCGGCCCCAGCGGCCUGCAGGCCCAACAUGGCGCAGGAGGUGUCGGAGUACCUGCGCCAGAACCCGCGGCUGGCCGCCUGGGUGGAGGCGCUGCGCUGCGAAUGCGAGACCGACAAACACUGGCGCCACCGCCGGGAGUUCCUGCUCCGUAACGCCGGGGACCUGGCGCCCGCCGGCGGUGCCGCCUCGGCAGACGCGGGGGAGGCUGGGGACGCCGAGGGCGCGAGCCGCGGGCGGGAGCUGCAGCAGCUCGUCUCCUUCUCCAUGGCCUGGACCAACCACGUCUUCCUCGGAUGCCGGUACCCUCAAAAAGUUAUGGAUAAAAUACUUAGUAUGGCUGAAGGCAUCAAAGUGACAGAUGCUCCAGUCCAUACAACAAGAGACGAACUGGUUGCCAAGGUGAAGAAAAGAGGGAUAUCGAGUAGCAAUGAAGAGGUAGAAGAGCCGGUGAAGAAGCGAGUCACAGACGGAAAAAACAAUUCUGCAGUUGAGCAAGAUCGUGCAAAAACUUCUGCUCAAACAGAACGUGCGUCUGUUCAGCAGGAAAGCAGCUCGACAUGUUCUAAGUCGUCCACCAAAUCAGAGAGUAGUAGUGGAAACUCCACUGGGAGCGCUGGCACCGUGGGUCAGAGUAGCUCUACAAGUGAUGGAGAUCAGUCUGUUUCCAGCCAGAGCAGCAGCAGCGUUUCCUCUCAGGUACCAACGGCGGGGUCUGGGAAAGCUGAGUCAGAAGGUCCAGAUAAACAUGGUGGUGCAGCCGCACUUGUUUCCUUGUUGAAAUCUGGUGUUAAUAGUCCUGUGACCCAGUCCACUGAGUCCAGACAGCCAAGUGGAUCACCUAAAAAGAGUGCUUUGGAGGGCUCUUCAGUUGCAGCCUCUCAGAGCAUCUCAGAGGUCGAGGUGCCCUUGUUGGGCUCCUCCGGAAACGCGGAAGAAGAGUUGCCACUGUUGGCUUCUAAACCUAGUUCAGAGACAGCUUCAAGUGGGUUACCUUCCAAAACUAGUUCAGAGGCAAGUGUUUCAUCAUCGGUUCCUAAAAAUAGCUCCUCAUCAGGCGCAUCCUUACUAAUGCCCCAGAGCAGCACCUCAAAUGCGUCUGUGCUGACUUCCAAGACCACUUCACAGGUAGCCGCAUCACUGUUAGCUUCCAAGAGCGGUUCGCAGACCAGUGGGUCUCUGCUUCCCAAAAGCACUUCCUUAGCUAGUGUGUCUCAGCUGCCUUCUAAGAGCAGUUCUCAGACUAGCACAUCACAGCUGCCUUCUAAAAGUGCGGCACAGUCAAGUGAGAGUGCUGUCAAAUUCUCUUGUUGCAAGUUAACCAGUGAGGAUGUGAAACAGAAGCAGCCUUUUUUCAAUAGACUGUAUAAAACGGUGGCAUGGAAGUUGGUAGCUGUUGGUGGUUUUAGUCCCACUGUGAAUCACGGAGAGCUCCUCAACGCAGCUAUUGAGGCUCUGAAAGCAACACUGGAUGUGUUUUUUGUCCCCCUGAAAGAAUUGGCAGAUCUGCCUCAAAACAAAAGCUCUCAAGAAAGUAUUGUUUGUGAAUUGAGAUGCAAGUCUGUGUAUUUGGGCACUGGCUGUGGAAAAAGCAAAGAAAAUGCAAAAGCAGUUGCAUCAAGAGAGGCAUUGAAGUUAUUUCUCAAGAAAAAGGUGGUGGUAAAAAUAUGUAAAAGAAAAUACAGAGGCAGUGAAAUAGAAGACCUGGUACUCCUUGAUGAAGAAUCAAGGCCUAUAAACUUACCUCCAGCAUUAAAGCAUCCUCAGGAAUUACUGUAAUAUGUCCAGAAUAUCACUGCAUACAGUAUCUCAUAUUUGAAGAAAGAAACUGGCUUACUUUUGUAUAAUAUAAAACACAGGCUUUCACAAAUUUUGUAUUGCUUUUUUCCAGUUUUGCAGAAAAUUUACAUUCUAGUUCUCUUCACACAGUAGAAGCUGUAAAUACUUUAUGAAUGACAGCACACAUUAAAAGUUAUGCAGUAACAGCAUAUCAGUAUGCUGUUUAAUUUGCUGACGAAAAUCCUGUCUUCUAUUUUUAAUGAUCCAUUAGGUACGAUGUGUAGUUCUAUAGUCUUAAAAUUUUUGUACUAUGAAUUUGGUGAAAAUGUAUUAAAUUGUCUACCAUGUUUUUUUUUCUUUCUAGCAGAGUAAAUCACAUCAAAGAAAAGGGGACCAUAGUAUUUGAAUGAAAGUCUGUGAACAUUAAGGUUUUAAGAGUGUUGCUCAUAAUGUUGAACGUGUUAAAGAAUAAAAGAAGAAAUAGUUGCCUCAGACUAUUUUUAUGAGAAGUUGUAAGCAUUUUUAGGUAUAAAGCAAUAUAAAGUACUUAAGUUUAUUUUAUUCUGAGGUUGUUAAAUUCACCAUGAUUUUGACCACUGCAGAUUCUUUAAGUGGGUUAAUUUAUGUUUUCAGCUGAAAUACAAUUUACACUUUUUCUUAAAAGACAUAAAUGUGGGUUUCUAUAUUAAGCAUAUUUUGUGACUACUAUUAACAGAUUGAUUUGUUUAGAUAUUAAAUGCUUUAAGCUAUUUUACCUUUUCAAGAAGUUGUGGUUUUUUUUUUCCGACCAAGUCAGAACCAAUUCCUGCAAGUAGGCUUCCCACUACUGGUCAUCGUAAGUUACAACCAGGUAAUUUUUCAUAACUGUAUACAACUUUUUUAUGGAUAGAAAAGUUAGAGUUUGCAAAUCUAAAACUAGAUGGGCUUUUGUUUGCAAAUCUCAUAGAAGAAUACUGGGGAAAAUAGCCAUACUCCACUCUCAUGAGUCUAUUCAAUUGAAUUACAUUUGUUAGGAAAGAAAUUGAACCCUGUGUCUGUAUCUUAGGUGUUUCUGGCUGUGUACUUGAUUAUGAUAUAUAAUUGUAAUUAGGGUUUUUUUUGUUUUUUUUUCCCCAAACACUAGCCCAAAAUUUUUUGCUAUUUUUGUGGCCUUUUUUCUGGCUUUCUAGAUGCUGCACGUAAGCAGUAGUAGUGAUAAUGUACAGAGAUAAAUCAAGAAAUAACCUUUUACAUGCCAAUUACAUUGCAGUAGAAAACAGACCAUAAGUGGCACGAUUUUAAGUAUGUAGAAGUUAAUUCUUCAUAUUCUAGAAAUAAUAGACAAGGUUACUUUUUAUGUACUUCAAAUAAUUAGUUAUUUUUAUUCUACCAGAUAACUUCUUUUACAAAUGAUCACUUCUUAGCAUGUUAAAUUGGCUGCCAAAGUUCAGUCCAUAUUCUGUAAAUGGGCCGCCU